Miscanthus lutarioriparius is the source of this 432-nucleotide messenger RNA. Lineage: Eukaryota; Viridiplantae; Streptophyta; Magnoliopsida; Poales; Poaceae. The record is from the annotation of a GenBank genome assembly.
AUGACAUGCUAUCUACCAUCGUCACUCAAAGCUCGGUCUUUAGCUUGGUCGCCGGAGUUUGCUGGGUUCCUGCAGAGAACCCAUGAAAACGGAGACCAAAGUCAGUGUGGAAUUUCAAUAACUUUCAGUCUGUACACAGCUCAUGAACACAAAUUCAAAGAACAGUUUAACACAAUUUAUGUCAUUCAACGCGAGCUCAUGAACAAGAGGUCUGCAUGUCCAGACUCCAGAGCUGCCGCGAGCUCAGGGGGCCGCGUGAUAAAGAUGCUGGCCGGAUUGCCAGACAGCGCUUGCUGUAUGCCACUCAGCGCUGAGCAGGCACCGGUACAUCAAGAAGCUGUCAAUUAUUUCUGGGCAAAAACAGAUUCUGCCAGCCGUAAUGCAGUACAGAUAUAUCGUCAGGAUGGAGAAGGGGGUCCCCAGGGUGUUUAA